AUGCAGCCAAUUCUUGACCUUGUCUUUGACCUCUUCUACCAGCAGAGAAAGGUGGGUGCUGAGAAAGGGCUUUGUCUGGCUGUCCCUGGGAAAACAGUGAGAUGGUGCACCGUCUCAAAUCAGGAGGCCAGCAAGUGCGCCAGUUUCCGAGACAGUAUGAAAAAAGUCCUUCCUGAGACUGGCCCUCUUGUCGCCUGUGUGAAGAGAACCUCCCACCUUGAGUGCAUCAAGGCCAUCGCGGCAAACGAAGCUGAUGCUGUGACGUUAGAUGCAGGUUUGAUUUUUGAGGCUGGCCUGACUUCCUACAACCUGAAGCCCGUAGUGGCAGAGAACUAUGGGUCAAAAGACACAGUGGCCAAUUUCUUCGCGGGCAGCUGUGUCCCCUGUGCAGAUCAGACGGCCUUCCCCAAACUGUGUCAACUGUGUGCUGGGCAAGGGACAGACAAGUGUGCCUGCUCCAACAACGAACCAUACUUUGGAUCCUCCGGUGCCUUCAAGUGUCUGCAAGAUGGUGUGGGGGACGUGGGCUUCGUGAGGCAUACGACAGUGUUAGAGAACCUGGCACAACAGGCUGACAGGGACCAGUAUGAGCUGCUCUGCACCGACAACACCCGGAAGCCUGUGGACAAAUAUGAGGAGUGCCACCUGUCCAGCGUUCCUUCCAAUGCUGUGGUGGCCCGAACUGUGGGUGGCAAGGAGGACCUGAUCUGGGAGCUUCUCAACCAGGCCCAGGAAAAUUUUGGAAAAGGCAAGCCAGCAGGAUUCCAACUCUUUGGCUCUCCUCAUGGGAAGGACCUGCUGUUUACCGAUGCCGCCCAUGGGUUUUUAAGAGUCCCACCUAAGAUGGACGCCAAGCUAUACCUGGGAUACAAGGAUUUUGCUGCCACUCAGCAUCUAAGAGGAGGUGCGGAAGAUCCCCAGAGGGUGCAGUGGUGUGCAGUGGGCCCCGAUGAGAGGUCCAAGUGUGACAACUGGAGUGCCGUGAGCGGUGGUACCUUAAGGUGUACCUCGGAGGAGACCGUGGAGGACUGCAUUGCUGCCAUUGCGAAAGGAGAAGCUGAUGCCAUGAGCUUAGAUGGAGGAUUUAUCUACACAGCGGGCAAGUGUGGUCUGGUGCCUGUCCUGGCAGAGAACUACCUGUCUGGAGAUGGCAAUGAGCAGCUUGGGUCUAAGUGUGUUAAUACACCCGUGGAAGGUUACUACGUUGUGGCAGUGGUGAAGAAAUCAGAUGCCGAUCUCACCUGGAAUUCUCUGCGAGGCAAGAAGUCCUGCCAUACCUCCGUUGGCACUUCUGCAGGCUGGCACAUCCCCAUGGGUCUAAUAUUCAACCAAACUGGGUCCUGUAAACUUGAUGAAUUCUUCAGUCAGAGCUGUGCCCCUGGUUCUGAUCCAGAGUCCAGCCUGUGUGCUCUGUGCAGCGGCAGCAGCGGCAGCACCCCAGCCCAUGUGUGUGCUGCCCAGAGCCGCGAGCGGUACUACGGCUCCAGUGGGGCGCUCAGGUGUCUGGUUGAGAAGGGAGAUGUGGCCUUCGUGAAGCACCCUACGGUCCUGCAGAACACUGAUGGAAAGAACCCGGAAGACUGGGCUAAGAAUCUGAAGAAGGAUGACUUUCAGCUGCUGUGUCUCGAUGGCACCAGGAAGCCAGUGACUGAGGCUGAGAAUUGCCACCUAGGCAGAGCCCCAAGUCAUGCUGUGGUCUCAAGGGAAGAUAAGGCAGAUUUUGUUCGCAGAAUGCUCUUCAAUCAACAG
This is a messenger RNA of Hipposideros armiger (great roundleaf bat), 1749 nucleotides long. RefSeq names its product inhibitor of carbonic anhydrase-like. Gene Ontology annotation, biological process: iron ion transport; antibacterial humoral response. Gene Ontology annotation, cellular component: recycling endosome; early endosome; plasma membrane. The annotation marks the transcript as partial. The transcript is spliced from 14 exons. The record is from RefSeq and is a predicted model, not a curated record. NCBI's taxonomy places the organism in Eukaryota, Metazoa, Chordata, Mammalia, Chiroptera, Hipposideridae.